Heterocephalus glaber (naked mole-rat) is the source of this 2777-nucleotide messenger RNA. Its product is annotated as protein IFIT1 homolog B. Gene Ontology annotation, molecular function: protein binding; RNA binding. NCBI's taxonomy places the organism in Eukaryota, Metazoa, Chordata, Mammalia, Rodentia, Bathyergidae. Gene Ontology annotation, biological process: defense response to virus. The record is from RefSeq and is a predicted model, not a curated record. Gene Ontology annotation, cellular component: cytosol.
GUUACAGCUCUGGGCUCAGUCACUGCACUGAGUGUCAUUUCCUAGUGCCCAGGUCUUCGCCAGGCCAAGAGAGAGUAUUUUACAUGCCAGUACAUGUAUUUUCAAUUCUUGAGACAAAAAAAAAGUUUCUCAGCAAAUCCCAUAGCAGACUGGCCAGAUCUCUGAGGAGUCCAUCCUGCUGAAAGCACUGCAGAACUUCUACCUGAUUUCCAGCAGCCAUGAGUGAGAAUAUUGAUAAUCACCAAGUCAAGGAUUGCCUGUUUCAGCUAAAAUGUCACUUUACAUGGAAACUGGUAAUUGAUGACACUGAAAUACCUGAUUUAGAAAUCAGGGCCUCGGAACACAUCGAGAAUCUAGACACAAACAAUAUAGGAAUGUACAACCUCCAGGCCUAUGUGAGCCACCUGAAAGGCGAGAAUGACAAAGCCCUGCAGAGCUUGAAAGAAGCUGAAGACUUGAUCCAGAGAGAGCACACUGAUCAGUUAGACAGGAGAAGCCUGGUGACCUGGGGCAACUAUGCCUGGGUGCAUUACCACAUGGGCAGGUUGGCAGAUGCCAAGAUGUACCUGGACAAAGUGGAGAACACUUGCAAGAAGUUUGCAAGUCCUUUCCGCUAUAGGAUGGAAUGCCCUCAGAUGGACUGUGAGGAAGGAUGGGCCUUGCUGAAGUGUGGAGGACCGAAUUAUAAGCGGGCUCAGGCCUGCUUUGAAAAGGCCCUGAAAGUGGAGGCAGAAAACCCUGAAUUUAAUUCUGGGUAUGCUAUUGUUACCUAUCGCCAAGAUUGUGACAAGAGUAAUGUAAUUUCACUCGAUCCCUUGAGGAAGGCCUUGAAACUAAAUCCAGAACAUGGAUAUAUCAAAGUUUUCCUUGCACUGAAACUUCAAGAUAUAGGAGAGGAAGCUGAAGGAGAAAAGUACAUUAAAGAAGCCCUGAGCAACAAGUCCUUCCAGACCUAUGUCUUUCGCUAUGCAGCCAAGUUUUACAGAAGAAAAGGCUGUACAGAUAAAGCUCUUCAGCUCUUUGAAAAGGCCUUGCAGGCAACACCCACCUCUGCCUACCUGCACCACCAGAUUGGGCUUUGCUACAAGACACAGAUGUUCAAAGUAAAGGGAGGUACAAAUAGGCAGGACAGAGAAAGUAUUGGCAGAUUUGCUCAAUUGGCUAUAGAUGAGUUUCAAAAAACGAUAACUGACAGGCCCACAUUUGAGAUGGCUUACAUUAACCUGGCUGAUGUGUAUGCAAAAAUAGGUCAGUAUGAAAAGGCAGAGGAAAAUUUUCAGAAAGCGUUAUGCAUGGAGAACCUUCCUGAUCACUUACAGCAAGAGACUCAUUUCCGCUAUGGCCGUUUCCAAGAAUUUCACAGGAAAUCUGAUAAUAAGGCAAUCGUCCAUUAUUUAAAAGGUCUCAAAAUAGAAGAAAAGUCCUUUGCCAGGGAUAAACUCCUAAAUGCUUUGGAGAAAUUGGCUAAAAGACGAAUUCAGCACAAUGUUUGUGUUGUGGAAAGCUUCAGCCUCCUUGGGCUGGUCCACAAAUUAAAAGGGGAGGUGAAUGAGGCCCUGCUGUGCUAUGAGAAGGCUCUGAGGCUCACAGAGCACCUGAAUCCUAUGUUUUGAAGGGCAGUUCACCAGUACCAAUGUCACAUGUUCUUUACUAAAUAUAAAAAAUGUUUAAUGUGGUGAACACAUAUUAGUUAAAUACAGAAAACACUCAGCAAAACAGUUAUUGAAUUUGUUAUUCAAUUUGUUAAUGCAUUUUGGAGUAGAUUCCAUGAAGAAGGAAGUGGCUAUCACUGAACAAAAAGAUGCUCAGCUUUGGGGGAAAUACACAGAUACAAGACUUAUUAGUUUAAGCAGAAACCCUGUGUACAUGAAUUUGUAAGAUGAUACCAUGACACUUUCUCUUAAAAUACAGGCAAUGUGUCAUUUUUAUGUUUGGUAUUCAUAUUAUACUGCAGCAAUUUAAAAGGUCAUUGUGGGGGAAGUCUAAUGAAAGGUAUACAGUAACAUUCUUCCUACUUCCUGUGAAUAGCACUGCUUUAAAGUGAACCUAUAAUGUAAGAAAAUGAUAUGAAUAAUAGUCUAUUAGUGUCAAAUAGAUUUUUGUAGGACAAAUUGUGGGUCCAGGUGAGCUGACUCCUCUCAAGAACACCAGUGAGAAGGUGUGAGUGUCAUCAGGCCAGUCACAAGAAAGGAUUUCUGUUGUCUGAGUCCUUUCUCCAUUGAUGUGAAUGGAAGUAGGUUAGGAAUAAUCUCAAUACCCAAUAAUGUUUUCAUGGAGUCUGCAAACACUUGAACUUACAUUUUUUAAAAAAGCAGACUGUAAGUGAGAAUAUUCCUGUGGUUGGUUACAUUAAGGAAAGCACAAGAUGCAUAGUUAGCAGGGUAUUGUAAAUGUUCAGUGGCAAAUUUUACAUCAUGAAGAGAAGUAUCUAUAAAUCUGAUAGGAUGAACUAAAAUUUCUAAGGAAAAUCAAAGACACAGAAGUACGCACAGUAGAUGGAUUGAUAGCUUCAUGUAACCCUUAGCUUUUUAUAAUCCUAUCAUGAAAAAUCCACUACAUUUUCCAACACCGCAGUGCUUUCAUUUAACUGUGACUAGCCUAAAUCAGUACAGCCACCUGGGCAGCACAGGCUCCUGGAGAGGCCUGCUGAGGAAAGCAGGUUGAAUUUGCUUCUGACAUGAUAAAUACUAGAAAACAGGAGAUAAUGUCUUUCAUAUAAAGGAAUGGGGAUGAGAUGGACAGAGGAAGAAGGAGGGGAGGGGAAGGGAAUGAAAAAA